AUCACCGGAAGCCGUAGUGGGAUGUAUUGAAAAAGUGAUGCAAUUGAUGUGUUAUCGUCAUUCCACACACACCAGGUGUGUGGGUGUUUAGAGGCACAUAAUAGAAUGAAAGUGAUUUUGGCAAACAGUGUCGCAGAGCCUUUUUUUCAUUCAAUGAAUUAAUAAUGUCCGACGUGAUGAAUGAACGUGACUGAUAAUAUCCGAAUGGUGCAUCAAUGUGGAAUAUUAAAGACAAAAAUCAACGAUCGAACUUGACGGCAGUCGCGGUAUGGUCUGGCAAUCCAACCACAGUGCAUCUGUAUUGUUAGUAAGCAAAGUGUAAACCCAUCACGGCCCAAGUGCAAAAUUUCCACUUGCUGCUAGCAUCCCUCCAUCCACACGCUCCGACUGCCGCCGGUGAGGAUGUUGCUGCGGCGAACGGACGAAGAAAUUCAUAAAUACGUGACUUUACGAGCUGAUGCCAACGCGACGUGGAGUGAUCUUGUUGAUUGUCGUCGUCGUCUUGUUCGUCGACGGUCGUGCAGGCGGGUACUACGAACGCCCCCCAGUUGAGAGGAGGACAAUCCUUGUCCCACAGAGCUAGUGAGAAAGAUAUUCAAAUUAAAUGGGUGACGUCCAAUAAAUCAGCCGUUAAUACGAAUUCCGGACACUUUGGAAUGCUUUUUCGGGGAAACGCGAGGGCGAACGUGUGAGUGUGUAACAAAGUAGGUGCGAGAGAAGGGCGGAAUUGUGUCGAAGUCGCGAAUUUAGCGUUACUCGCCGAGAGCGAAUAAUACUGUGAUACAACUUUGUGAAACAAAACGAAAAGCAAAUAGUCAAUGAAACCCCACCGCUCAAGGGAAUGAAAAUCUACCAGAGAAAUUCCAUUCAAACAAACUAACUACGUCCUCUCGGGUGCUGUCAAAGUUAUUGCCCCCAACCGUGACAUAGAAAUUUCACUCUAGCAAACAAGAACAGACCAAAAGUUCGUCUUUCCAUCGUCAUCGAACAUUCGUGUCCUUCGUAGGCGAAAAUGUUCGGCCAGUCAAAUCUAAGCAAUCCGAACCAUCAGUGUAUGUACAGAAGCUACCCUACACUUUCCCAAAACUCCUACCCACAACAAAUCCCACAACAGCAGCAGCAGCAGCAGCAGCCCUUCCUGCACCAAUCUAUGACCCUUCCAUGACAGUAUAGUCAAAGCCGUCAGACCCGUAAAAACAAUUGCUAUUAUUGCAAUAACAACAUCAAUCUCACCUGCACCUGUUUGUCGUCGAGUGCCUUAGGAUACUUCUACUCGACGUCACAAACCCUCAACUCGGCCCCAUCGACCCUACCCAGGCGAUCACGUCCCUCAAACCACCACUAUUUACCCACUUACCCAUACCUGCAGGCUCCCAUUCAGCCCCCGAUCCAAUUCCAGCUCCAACCACCUCAGACUGCCACCAAAGCCACCUCAAUCACUCCACCGGUCCGUGAGCAACAGAACCAAGAAUCACAAGUCGACGAAGCAAUGCUCGGAAUCAACACCUCCAACGAUCUCGACUCACCGGCCCUGUCCGCCUCACCCCCACCGGCUCCUGCGCCCAGACCACCCCCAGUUCGGAAUGGUUGCCAACGGUGUCGAUUCACGGCAUCGAUGGCUUCGGCCAAUUCGACACUGAGCCGAUCCCACCAGCAUCUAUCAGGAAGCGCUAGCAAUACCCUCACCAGAGGGAACACUCACAAUAGCAGCCUUCGGGAGAGCAGCGGCGGUGGUGGCGGCAAUCAUAUAGCCACUAGCACUGCCCAUUUGCACACGGCUGGGACGACUACGACAGGACAUCAUGCACAAAAUGGGACAUAUCCCGGUGGCUACGACCGGAGUCGACUGAUGGAGGAGGAAGAUUCCGCCUACCCGGCUCUGUUGGAACGAGAACUGCAUUCCCUCCAUCGGAAUGUGCCGGCGUUGCGAAGGGCCGGUGUUGACACCAAUGCAAUUAGACAGCAUUUCUACCCGGACGGCGGUUGGGGUUGGAUUGUUUGCGGAGUUGCAUUCCUGGCGCAUGUUCUCACCACGGGAUUUCAACUGUCCUACGGGCUGCUGCUUUUGUACGCGAUACGCCACCUGGGUCACGAGGUGAAUACCGAAGCAGGUUGGCUUGGAGCUGCUAGCUGGGCCAUGUCUCUGUUGGCGGCAACCAUUGUAGUGGCACUGUGCCGUCGAAAGUCAACCCGUCUUACGGCCGUUCUCGGCGGGCUGGUGCUCGCGCUGGGGAUCCUUUUCACCUCGUUUGCCACUCAGCUGCACCAGGUGGCGUUCAGCUACGGAGUGAUUGUCGGUGUUGGGGCCGCCAUGGUUCGUGAGUCGGCCGCCGUGAUGCUGGGCCAUUACUUCAAGCGGCGGAGACAAUUUGUCGAAAUGAUUACGAUGUCGGGCGAAGGUGUCGGCGUGGCACUGUUCUCUGUGAUACUGAAGGAAGGAGUUGGGAAAAUGGGCUGGCGCCUGGGCCUGCAAGCCGUCACCGGGCUGGUUUCGUUUAGCUUCUUCAUGGGACUACUCUACCGACCGGCAUCCCUCUAUCAUCCGCAGCGCCGGGCUAUUCUGCAUCUGAAAAACCAAAGGAAGAAGGUAAAAGAGAAGAAAACCCACGUCCGCACUCCGAAGCCUCCGUUUCUGGACUUUACCCCGCUGAAGCUCACCCCGGUGCGGAUGCUCUCGAUAUCGGCAGCUGUGGCCGCGUUCGGCAUCUACUCUCCUGUCUUUUUUCUGUCACUGCACGGAUUCACCGAAGGAUACGACAUGCAGGAUUUGGUUCUGCUGCAAACGUUCCUAGGGCUGUCGAUUGCACUGGGCGUUGUAUUCAGUGGAUCGUCCAUCAACAAAACUCUGGAAAUCUCCUUCAAAAAAAUUCGAAUAUCUCGUCAAUAUGUCUGUCAGGGCUGUGUUACACUAAUAUCCCUUUCGCUGUUGGUCCUCUCGGCCGUGGCUGACUAUCGUGGUCUAUGUUUCUCUGCUUGGGCAUACGGUCUCGGAUUGGGUGGCUACCGGUACACGCUGAAAAUGCUGGCCAUCGAACGAAUCCGGGGCAAGUACUUCUCCAAGUCGUGGGGAUUUAUCAAGAGUGCUGAAUCACUGCCGGUGCUAUUUGGAGUUCCGUUGUGUGCUUUCCUAAACGACUCAUCACACCGGUACGGUCGAGCCGGGUACUACAUCUGUGCAGCGAGUGCAGCCAUCUCGGCGAUAAUUCUUUUUUUCGUCGGCCAUCCGGACGGGAAGAACAUGAAGUACUCGACCAAUGGAUCAAUAACAUCCCGUUGUACGGCACCCACUUCAUCGAGCGACUGUCAGCACAUGCUGAAUCGUAGCUUUUCAUCAUCGCAGCGUUUCAACAAUCAGUGGUAUCCAAACACGCACAGUACGAAUCUGUCCAGUGGUUGCCACCCGAUGGCGGCGUCCCAACAAGGUACAGGAUAUGGAGGCCAGCAGCAGCAACCACCACAACGUUGUCUCUCGAGUCAAUUCAUGAACGGUGGCCCUGGCCUGCUCGGAAAUGGCGCAGCUGGCCUCGAAAGGGGCACAUCCAAUACGGCCAAUUACAACUAUCACAGCCCAUACUGCCAGAGUACCGGCCAGUCCCACCACCACCACGGCCGCCUGCACAAGAGUCUUUCAUUUGCCUUCCAAACACCAAUCGUAACCAACGAGGACCGAGAACAGCAAUCAUGUCGACAGCAGCCCGGCAGUCAGUAUGCCGCCGAUUAUCCACCAAGCCGAUGCUACUCGAGAUGCGAAGUCCACAACCCACCCCAGCGGAACACACCAUCCCAUCGCCGUGCUCCAUCGGUGGCCGCAGUUCACCCACCACCGCCCGGCUACAUCUGCGCCAACGGACUGCAGAACAAUCCCUCCCGGAGCCGGAGCGUUCCGGAGGGCCUAGCGCACAGUCAUCGGGGACCAGCCGAUUGUCACUGGAACCACUGCCACUGGACCACCGCCAACGGGGUAAACUUUUGCCGACCGACCCGGCCUAUUCAGGUGGUGGAACAGAUCACCACAUCCGUUUGACUAAAGUUUAAGAUAAUGCGUUUUUUCCUGUGCAUCUCGAUUCAUCUGCUGGAGGGAUUGUUUUCCUAGUUACCCAGCUUGCGCCUCAUUAUCACACCAUCAAGAUAAAUAUUCGCUCGCUGCUGGAGCGAAACCGAGCUCCCACCCACCCAUGGCGGCAUCAUAACCAGACGCAUAAGGCAUAAAUCAUCAUUAGCUACGCGUGCGUUCAUCGUUUCAUGGAACAUUCAUUCACGCACCCAUAUUUCUCCUAAAUAUAACGAAGGAUAACUGAAUGGAAGAUUUUUUCCAAUUUUAAAAGCAUACAUAUUACCAUAAUAAAUGUGUUCAAUACACCAAAUUAAUUAAUUGCCGUAGCGGAAGUUGGCGUGUUUGGAAAAUUUGAAUGAUAUAUUGAACGUGCGCUCGCUGCUGGUUAAAAUCCAUGAGUUAAACCACAGUUUCACGAGCAGCGCGUCCGUUAUAGCGAGGAUAACGAGCUGUACCGAAACGGACCACGAAGAGACUAGACCAGACCGGAAUGGUAGCUGAGGGUGGGAGAAAGCGUUAUUCUAAAUAAAUCGUGUACAUAAUUAAUUUUCGGAAGUAAUAGUUCAAAUUAGUUAUCGAAUAAAUAUCGAACUCAUUCAUUACUGUCGAAACGCGAAACUAGGUCAAGUUGAGCAUGAGUUAUGGGUAAUGUGGCACUCAAAGCGCAGCCGUCAUAAUCGGGCCCGAUGAUCAUUAAAUGGAUUUGUAACUUGUAGGUACUGAAACAAUUUAAAUCUUUAAAAAAAAGAACUCAUAUGCAGGUUAUAUCAUUCUUAGAGGCGGUUAUGAUUGUAUUGUUUUUCUUCUGUUGAAUUUUAUUAGUGAUAUGUGAAUCUUAGAUUAACGCAAACAAUCAUACAUUCGAGAGAGGUAAAAAGAAACUACGCCAAAGCGUGACUGUUAUCACGAGACGAUGAUCUUUAGCAACUAGGUUAUUGAUUUUGCGACUUUCUACGCAAGUUUGAGGGCGAACGAGCGAGAGAGAGAGAGAGAGAGAGAGAGAGAAUGCUGGAAUUGAAUAUAUUAUGCAUUCGGGAAACGAACUGUGAGAAACGAUGCGGAAGCACAAAGAAAGGAUGUUUUAUUUAAUAAAAGUUUUAAAAUUUGUUUUGGUCUA
Molecule: messenger RNA, 5171 nt
Organism: Ochlerotatus camptorhynchus
Lineage: Eukaryota; Metazoa; Arthropoda; Insecta; Diptera; Culicidae
Product: monocarboxylate transporter 2-like
Exons: 12
Coding region: 1490-4024 (844 amino acids)
Biological process (GO): transmembrane transport
Cellular component (GO): membrane
Molecular function (GO): monocarboxylic acid transmembrane transporter activity
Source: RefSeq, a predicted model, not a curated record